AUGGCUGCCCGGGACGGGUCUAAAAGGGUCCCUGUUCGCUCUGCAACUGCGUGCACUGAAUGCCAACGCCGAAAGCAAAAGGCGAGUGAAUCAUGCAAUCGGACAUGGCCAUGUAAUCACUGCCAGGCAAGGAAAAUAGCACACCAAUGUAAAUUCAUCCCGAAAAAGGCUGUAAGGGCGGCCAACUCAGUGGCCAACGACAAAAGAACGCUGGAGGGCCACCAAAUACAUAUUGAAGACCCAAAACAGGAGCUUCUAAAUGAUGAUGGCAUUAUAUCUGCUAACAAUGAUGAUUUCCGAUCCCUCGGGUAUCUACCCGAUACCCAAAGUGUGCCGGAUAACGGCACUCAAGAGCCAGCCGCGAUCUCACUAGAUAGUCGAGCCAGUCUUUCUAGCGAGAUGAAGAACGCCCUACAUGCCAUCCCCUCAAAACCUUACACAGAUAUCCUCGUUGACCAUUACCUCGAUAACACAAAUUACCAGUACUAUGCUCUCUACCCACCGGCUUUUAUGCAGGACUAUAAUUCCUGGUGGUCAGGGAGAGCAAUUGAUUUGCAACCUACUCCAGAGUUUACAUGCUUGUUGCUCCGACUCUGCGCAUGUUCUAUUUCCUCCCUCGACGAAGAAACCCGCCAAAAACUGGAAUCAGAGCUAGGGCAACCUGCCGACAGCCUCUCAACACUAUACCAUAACACAGCAAAGCAACUAAGCAAUACAAUCGGCCCUGGUAAGGGUGGAUUGAUGCAGGUGCAACAAUUAUUCUUAACUGCCCAGUGGUUUAAAACUGAAGCAUUAUUUGUAGAGUCAUGGCAUGCCUUGGGUGCCGCUAUUCACGAGGCACAAGAGCUAGGCAUGCAUAGAAGUUCUUCGGGUCCAAGGUUCUCUGGCUUUGACCGUGAAAUGAGAAGGCGGCUUUGGUUCAUACUGUUUGCCUGGGAUUGGCAAAUGUCUUUAUUACUAUCCCGCCCGUUUAUAAUCAACAGCAGUUGCUGUACGUUCGAACUACCCGAUAUGCGGUUGGAGACAGUGGACUUUCAGCCCGAAACUCCUUCCCCAAUUACCCACAUGGUUCUUCAAUGUCAGCUUGGCCUGUCAAUAUCAGAAUUACCGGGAGUAAUGGGUGGUGUCCUAUCAUCAACUCAAGCAAUGAAUGUCCAGCAAGAGACAGAGAAAUGGUUCAAAUCAUUCCCUCCAGCAUAUUCCAUUUCAAACCCCGAUACCCGAUUGGACGAAACUCAUGGAUUCAUAAAACUGCAACGCUUCCAACUACAUGUCAUAGGAUAUAUGAUGAUGCUGAUGCCCCUAAAGCAAUGUCUAACAAAACAUAUCAACCCGGAUAGCUCCAGCAUAGAAAAGGGUCUACAAACAACUGCAGUCGAAAACGCACUAAAGCUGCUUGAAGCUUGCAACGACCUACUAAAACACAUACUACCCCUGAACGCAAAAUUCCAUUUUGUUCCUUUCCUCAUGUUUGACACAGCCGCACUAUUAUGCUCCGCCAUCGUACACGAUGAAAACAAAACCCUUCCACAGCGAGACAGGAUACUCGAUGCGAUCCCGAAAACGCUUGCCGAGCUAGGACGACUAUCAGGGCGUGCCAAAACUGGGAUGAUCUGCUACACAGCUUUGAAGAAGCUUGUCGCCUGCCUUCCAUUGGUGCCAAAAGAAGCUGCGGCUUUUACAGGCUCCACGGCUCCUGAGAGCUCAAUCGAAGCGCCUCCUACUUUGUCAGAUAUACCGGGCAUCCCAGACCCUUUACCCGGUGAUACUACGACACUAUCGCCGGGAAAUAUGUUUAACGACGAGCUUCUUGCCCCCACGUCUCGAGAUUUUCUCCCCUCAGACCCGAUAAAUGGGUAUAGCGCAUUCACAGAUCUGUCACAGGUAGAUCUGGGCGAGCUGGGUCAGAUUUGGGACUGGGAAGGCCUUGACAUUAAUUUUCCGAAUGUGUCAUUUUAAGAGUCAUCGAUCCUGUUGGCAAAUAAUAAUGAAUGUUGUUAUUGCUGGCUUGAUGUCUAGACAGCGUUCGUCUCAUGAAACAUCGAGCUUUAUGGCACGAUGGGUACAUAUCUCGUCCGAGAGUCUAGACUUCUUUGCUCAAAUCUGGGUAUAUAUCACAUGCCCGAUAUGAUUAUUAUCAUAUGAGUAUUUAAUAAUGAAAAUAAUUUACCUCGGGCC
This is a messenger RNA of Aspergillus versicolor CBS 583.65, 2178 nucleotides long. RefSeq lists its product as uncharacterized. Bases 1 to 1959 code for a protein of 652 amino acids. The record is from RefSeq and is a predicted model, not a curated record. Gene Ontology annotation, cellular component: nucleus. Gene Ontology annotation, molecular function: DNA binding; DNA-binding transcription factor activity, RNA polymerase II-specific; zinc ion binding. Gene Ontology annotation, biological process: DNA-templated transcription; regulation of DNA-templated transcription. Lineage: Eukaryota; Fungi; Ascomycota; Eurotiomycetes; Eurotiales; Aspergillaceae. The transcript has 7 exons.